Molecule: messenger RNA, 2132 nt
Organism: Mytilinidion resinicola
Lineage: Eukaryota; Fungi; Ascomycota; Dothideomycetes; Mytilinidiales; Mytilinidiaceae
Product: HET-domain-containing protein
Exons: 4
Coding region: 270-2093 (607 amino acids)
Source: RefSeq, a predicted model, not a curated record
CUGGGUAGGGACUGGCUUUGAGAAAGAAUGGAAAGCCUUCCGUACCCGUUGUACGAGAGGAUUCCAGUGAUGAGACCGACGGGAAGUCUAAGAGUCGUGAAAGCGAAGCCCAGAAUCGCGAAGAUUACGAGGAAGGCGUUGACGUCGACGACUGCAUUACUCAAGGAGACUUUCUUUUUCCAAAACAUGAUUCCGACAAUGACCAGAGUGAAGACAUUGGUAUUGGGGAGGAUGGUAGGCCUCGCGUUUCCGGGUGGGAAAAAGAUGGCAUGAUAGAGUUUCCAUCUAGGCCAGUCCAAGACCUUAUCGAAUUGGCACAUACGUGCAGGAUAUGCAGGAUUUUCCAUCUGGCGGUCCUCAAAUACAACAAAGAGUCACCAGAACUUCCAGCCGUGGAAAUCAAUCCUAGCCUGAGAGUGUGGUAUGAAGAAGACGAGAGACUUUGCCAGAUCAACUUCGACUUCUACGACACCGAACAAAACCUUAUCAACCAAAAAACCGGACAUAUCGAACUGCAUCCUGUGUUAGAUCCAGAACCCAGGAUCCUACCAGCUACUGCCUCUACUGGACCUGAAAUCUGGGCAUGGUUACUUGAGUGUAAGAGCACAUGUCUCAAGUCCCAUUCGAAAUGCCGUCAAGAUCAUAAUGAGAAGUUUCUCCCAACACGGCUACUUGAUAUUGGGCCAGAUCAAGGCUCCCGGAUUAAGCUUAUCAGCAACGAUGACAUUCCGCAGAGCUCAGAAACACCUACGCAGUAUCUCAGCUUGAGCCACAAGUGGGGAGACUCGAAAUUUCUCGCCCUUACCUCAUUGAACAUAUCUCAACUUACGGCAGGCAUUGACCUGAAGGAACUGCCUCAAACAUUCCGAGACGCUGUCUUGGUCUCAAGACACCUCGGCCAUCAAUACCUAUGGAUCGACUCCCUCUGCAUCAUUCAAGAUAGUUUUGCUGAUUGGGAACAAGAAGCAUCAACAAUGGGUCAGGUUUACCAGAAUUCAAUCUUUAACAUAGCCGCCUCCGAGUCCGACGUAUCAAGCCAUGGCCUUUUCCGGCAAAAGGAUAAUUCUCUUUGGAAACCUUUCCGAAUAAAAUUCCGCACAAGCCUUAUAGACAAAGACUAUUUUUGUUUCUAUGACCGGUGGAAAGGCUUUGAGGAUGAGACACCCCUCAAUGCGCGUGGUUGGGUGCUUCAAGAACGCUUGUUGAGCCCUCGAACCAUUCAUUUUGCCACACCGGUAUUCUGGGAAUGCAGAGAAUUGGUUGCAUGUCCCGCAAAGAUGCGCAUCAGCCAUCAAAUCCCUCCCGAGUGGAACGUUAAGAAGAUUUGGCCGAGUUGGUACUCCGAGCAUUUUGACAACACCUGGGCAAUCCUAAAAUUUUGGGAAACUUCUGUGGGGAAGUAUACUAAAUGCUCACUGACGAAGUCGUUUGACAAACUGAUUGCGAUAUCUGGAAUUGCCAGGGUGGUGCAGUCUAUCUUGAAUGAUGACUAUGUCGCUGGUCUUUGGAAGCAUCACCUGAUUCGCGGGUUGAUAUGGCAUGUUCAGCCCAACAAGCCAUUCAUGAUCGCUAAACCGUAUAGAGCUCCUUCGUGGUCAUGGGCAUCUAUUGACGGCCCGAUCGACACAUCCCUCUCACAAAAUGCCUGCAAUCCUCUGGCUACCAUCCUAGCCUGCCAAACAACCGGCUCGAAUGUCGACGUUUUCGGGAACCUCACAGAUGGAUUUAUCGAGCUAACAGCGACACUAAUACACAUGCCAAGGGAAAUUUACGCAGAUCUCGAGGCAGACCCAUAUCUCGAUUUUCGCGUCUCGUUUGAGACUGACCCUAAUCCCUAUAGUGAAGAUAUCUUUCUGCUGCCAAUAUCGACUAUUGGCUUUGACAUUGUAUCACAAAAGCUCUGCAUAUUUUGUCUUGUUGUUUCGCCGACUGGGCAGCGCCGCGGCUCAGCAUGUUAUCAAAGGGUUGGAUCGGCCCUCCUCGACGCCAAUGGAAAUAGAAUGGAUUCAGGGAUAUAUAAUACGAUGAAUCUUCCAACCUGGGUGCCACCACCGUGGCUGAAAGGCGACACGGAGAGGUUGACGUUAGUUUGAAGGCAACGUUAUUCGCACCUUACGGAGGCGCUUCAGAAG